CCCCACCUCCCGCCGGGUCCGCCGAGCGCCGGGCAGCCCCGCCAUGAGCGCGGAGUGCAGCAGUUACCUCAGCGCCGAGAAGGUGCUGGUCAGCGGCUUCAGCUGCCCGCGGGCGGGCGGCGACGCCCGCGCCGUGUACUGCUGCGGCUUCCAGGACGUCAAGUACUGCUGCGAUGACCCCCACAGCUUCUUCCCCUACGAGCACAGCUACAUGUGGUGGCUCAGUGUUGGAGCACUUGUGGGCCUGUCGAUAGCAGCAGUGGUCCUCUGUGCUUUUAUCAUCACUGUGUGUGUUCUCUGUUACUUGUUCAUCAGCACAAAGCCACGCAGCAAAAUGGAUACUGGUUUAAGCUUACAGAUGGCAGAUACAGAGCUGCAUCCUUCACGAGGCGCCCACUGAAACAAGCUGUUGACAAAGCCAAGUAGCUUAAAGAGAUUUCCUGUGCCACAAGAAUGAACUGUGACUGUGAGCCACAAGAACCUGACUCACUCUUCCAGAGGUUUCCUGACAAUUGCAACCACUGUUGAUAAGAAGAGGCCAAUCUGAAGCUGUGCCAGGAUUAUGUAUUUGUGUAUGGCUACUGUACUGAGAAGUAGGAUACUUUGAUUUGCAUGUAACAGCUACUGCUGCCAGUCAUUGUCAUGCAAACUGUUCUCUUUACCCAUGCAAUUCCAGUGAGAUAAUACAGUUGUCAGGCAGAGCAGAAUUUGGCAGGCCACAUUGACCAAGCUUUAUUUUAAGCUUUCCCUGUGACACCUUAAUGUAGUGUCUUCAUGUCAUGAUUAUGGUGGUCUUUACGCAAAUGUGAUUGUUCAGUACAUAAACAUGUGACUGCAGUACCUCAAUAAAAUCUGGCAUUUGUGUUGCA
Messenger RNA from Apus apus (common swift), 869 nucleotides. RefSeq names its product shisa like 2A (gene SHISAL2A). Bases 44 to 400 code for a protein of 118 amino acids. The record is from RefSeq and is a predicted model, not a curated record. NCBI's taxonomy places the organism in Eukaryota, Metazoa, Chordata, Aves, Apodiformes, Apodidae. The transcript has 3 exons.